AUGGCUACAGCAAUUCCUGUAGGAAACCUUGAGAAUGAAGUGACCUGCCCCAUCUGCCUGGAGUUCUUCAAGGAUCCAGUGAUGAUCAUGGGCUGUGGGCACAACUUCUGCCAAGCCUGCAUCACCCAGUACUUGGAAGGGGCUGAGACAGAUGGCACUUGCCCUCAGUGCAGACAGACCUUUCCCCAAAUGAUUGUUGGUCCAAACAAGAAGCUGGCACAUUUUGUAGAAAUUGUCAAGAGCCUGAGCGUGCAGUCAGCUGGUGAAGCCAGAGGGAAGCUGAUGUGUAAUGAGCACGGUGAGGCUCUGAAGCUCUUCUGUGAAACGGACCAAAAGCUCAUAUGCUUGAUCUGCCGGGAGUCCCGGCUCCAUCGAGCUCACAAUGUGGCUCCUAUCCAGGAGGCUACCAAGCAGUACAAGGAACAAAUUUGGAUUCAGCUGGAGAUUCUAAAGGAAGAGAGAAGGAAGCUUCAAGAACAGAAAGAGAGUGAAAACCAGAAAUACAAAGACUAUCAGGAAAAGGCAGAAAUAGAGAUGCAGGAGAUUUUGGCUGAAUACAAGAAACUGUACCAAUAUUUUCAAGAAAAAGAACGCCUCCUGCGUGUCCAGCUCAGAGACCUGGAAGAGAAAACUGACAAAAAUCACAAGGAAACAAUCACCCAACUCUCUGAGGAGAUAUCCUGUCUAAAUAGUUUGAUCGAAGAGCUGGAGGAGAAGUGCCAGCAGCAGACAGGUGACUUCCUGCAGGGCAUCAAGAGCAUGUUGAGCAGGUGUGAGAGAAAACAACUCAGGAUGCCUGGAGAGAUUUUCUCUAAGAUGAAAAAGAAACUCGGGAAGCUUACUGCUCAAAAAAUGGCUCUAAGAGAGACUUUAGGACGGUUUCAAGAUGAUCUUCCAUCCAGCCAGAAGAAGGCCAGGUGGCAACAGCACGGAUCUUACAAUGUAGUGAAGGUGACUCUGGAUCCAGAUACAGCUCAUCCCUACCUCCUUCUGUCUGAAGAUCGGAGAAGUAUGACACGGGCAAGGAACAGACAGGAUGUGCCUGACAAUCCUGAGAGAUUUGACCCUGUGCACUACGUGUUGGGUUCUGAGGGAUUCACCUUGGGGAGACACACCUGGGAAGUGAACGUAGCACAGGUGCACAGCUGGGCUCUGGGGGUUGCCAGAGAGUCUGUCAGGAGGAAGGGAGAGAUUAUUCCUAGCCCUGAUAGGGGAAUCUGGGCUGUGCGGUCCUGUAUGGGUCGCCUUCGGGCUCUCACUAGCCCUACUUACACCCCUGUGGUCCUGAAUCGCACGCUCAGCAAGGUGCGGGUGUGUCUAGACUGUGCAGGAGGAUGGGUGUCAUUUUUUGAUGCUGAUGCCGAGGCUGCACUCUUCACCUUUCCGCCAGCUUCAUUCAAUGGGGAGAGAAUCCGGCCCUUGUUCUCAGUGUGGAUGACUGGAGCUGCGCUCAGCCUGUGCCAUUGAGUAAGACCUCCAAAGUCUAGCCCUUGGGAUGCUCCCAGCUUUAAAGUCGGCAUCCUCCUCUAAUCCAGAGAAGUCCAGAGCUGGGGCUUUCUGAAAACUACGUAUUGGCUUACUUUGUACUGAGAGGUUCCUGCUGGGAUAACAUGUGGGAGGGAGGCAAUUUAGGCUAUCCAAGGGCUACCUGUGGGAAGCUGCUGGGAUGUUUACGUAUGCAAAUAUGGAAAAAGAAAAAACCCUGCACUUUACUUUCAGCUCAGCGCACCCCCCACAGUGAAGAGAGCACAUGCCCAGAAGAGGCAUUGCAUUAGUUUGAUCGGGUUCACCCAACACCUGUAUAAAUCAGGUGCUUUAGUGAGGCUUUUUGGUGCUUUUAUCUAAUAGCUGAUUGAAUCAACUUUAGCCAAAGCACCAUGUACAGCAAAGGGCCAUGGGAAAGGGCGCUGCCCCGAAAUGGAAGUCUCCAAGAUCCCACAGAGUUACACUUGGGCAUAGGGACCUUCCUUCCUUAGGAUAUUCUGAAAAC
Messenger RNA from Alligator sinensis (Chinese alligator), 1990 nucleotides. Its product is annotated as zinc finger protein RFP-like. The transcript has 7 exons. NCBI's taxonomy places the organism in Eukaryota, Metazoa, Chordata, Crocodylia, Alligatoridae. Bases 1 to 1467 code for a protein of 488 amino acids. The record is from RefSeq and is a predicted model, not a curated record. Gene Ontology annotation, molecular function: protein binding; zinc ion binding.